GGACUGAACGAAAGCUCAAACUGAGAGUUGAAUUUUUCCUCCUCGGCAGGGCGGCGGGAGGAGGUGGUGGACGGUGAUAAGGGAGGAUAAACCGAGAUUGGAGCCGCCGCGGGGGACCAGGAGAUCGGUGUGCUGCUGCAGCUGUAACCCCUGACAGCAUCGACAUGGAGCUGGAGAACAUCGUGGCCAACACGGUGCUGCUGAAAGCACGGGAAGGCGGAGGCGGAAACAGAAAAGGAAAAAGCAAGAAAUGGAAGCAGAUGCUGCAGUUUCCCCACAUAAGCGAAUGUGAAGAGCUGCGACAAAGCACAGAGAAGGACUACAGCAGCCUCUGUGAGCGGCAGCCGAUCGGACGCUUGCUCUUCAGACAGUUCUGUGAGACUCGGCCCGAACUCAGAUGCUGCGUCAAGUUCCUGGAUGCUGUGGCGGAGUACGAGGUGACUCCAGAUGAGAAGAGGAAGGAGUGCGGUCAGGAACUCAUCGAUAAAUACCUCAACCCAAAGUCGGAGGACCAUGUGCCUGAGGUGGAGGACGUCAUGGUGGCUCAGUGCACCGAGAGGCUGCAGCAGGAGGCCUGCAAAGAUCUCUUCAAGGACUGUACCAAAUUGAUCCACGACUACCUGAGCAUGGCGCCCUUCGCAGACUACCUCGACAGCAUGUACUACAACAGGUUCCUCCAGUGGAAGUGGCUGGAGAGACAACCGGUGACGAAAAACACAUUCCGACAGUACCGAGUUUUAGGGAAAGGAGGCUUCGGAGAGGUGUGUGCGUGUCAGGUACGAGCCACAGGGAAAAUGUACGCCUGCAAGAAGCUAGAGAAGAAGAGGAUAAAGAAGAGGAAAGGAGAGUCCAUGGCACUCAACGAGAAACAGAUCCUGGAGAAAGUCAACAGCAGAUUUGUAGUGAGUUUAGCGUACGCCUACGAGACGAAGGACGCUCUGUGCCUUGUGCUGACCCUCAUGAACGGAGGAGACCUGAAGUUUCACAUAUAUCACAUGGGCGAGGCGGGUUUCGACGAGAGGAGAGCCGUCUUCUACGCUGCAGAGAUCUGCUGCGGGCUGGAGGACCUGCACCGAGAACGCAUUGUCUACAGGGACCUCAAACCAGAGAACAUCCUGCUGGACGACCUCGGCCACAUCAGGAUAUCAGAUCUGGGUCUAGCCGUACACGUGCCAGAGGGACAGACCAUCAAGGGACGAGUGGGAACAGUGGGAUACAUGGCUCCGGAGGUGGUAAAAAACGAACGCUACACCUUCAGCCCGGACUGGUGGGCGCUGGGCUGCCUGCUGUACGAGAUGAUCGAAGGACAGUCGCCCUUCCAGCAGCGGAAGAAGAAGAUCAAGAGGGAGGAAGUUGAGCGGCUGGUGAGGGAGGUGGAGGAGGAAUAUUCCAGCAAGUUCUCCGAUGACGCCAAGUCCCUCUGCAAAAUGCUGCUGGCCAAAGAUCCCGCAGAGAGGCUGGCCUGCCAGGGGGGCGGAGCCUCAGAGGUCAAAGCUCAUGCUAUCUUCCGCUCCAUUAACUUCAAACGCCUGGAGGCCGGCAUGCUGCAGGUGCCCUUCAUCCCCGACCCGCAGGCCAUCUACUGUAAAGACGUGCUGGACAUCGAGCAGUUCUCCACAGUCAAAGGUGUGGAGCUGGAGCCGAAGGACGAGUCUUUCUACAGCAAAGUGUCCACGGGCAGCGUUUCCAUUCCCUGGCAAAACGAGAUGAUCGAGACAGAGUGUUUCGCGGAGCUGAAUAUUUUCUACCAGGACGGGGCGGUUCCUCCUGACCUGGACUGGAGAAGACAGCCGUCUCCUCCACCCAAAAAGGGACUCCUGCAGCGGCUGUUCGGCAGACAGGACUGCUGUGGAAACUGCAGUGACAGUGACGAGGAGCCCACCAGGCUGUGACAGACACACACACACACACACACACACACACACACACACACACACACACCUUAUUUGUUUACAACUUUUGCACAUUUGUAUUUUUAAGAUAGUACUAUCUCUAAAUGUCAGAAUGUAUAUUUUCAGCAUAGCCAUAAUGUUUAAUGUUAUUUAAAAAGUGUGACGCGUUCCAAACCAGGAGACGGAGACGGGUAGAAGACUUUUUGCUUUUGUCUCUUUGUUUUUAGUCUGUUUUUAGUCUUUUUUUUUGUCCAGGGAAGUCUUUGCUUUCACAUUUGUCCACUCACACAUUUCCAUGUUAGUGAACUGGGAGCUGAGCAGCUCCACCGGAACAAUCGCCUGCUGUAAAAGUGCCUUGCUCGAGGGCACUGUGACGGUGGUCACGAAGGGAGGACUGAGCAUUCCUCGAUCUCUUUACAUUCUCCCGCUUUGUCCAGGGAAUCAAACCAGUGACUUUCAGCUCCUGAACUACGACCACUUUACUUCCUCUGCCCUCCAUUCUGCCUUUUUCUUCCAUCUAAGUCCAUUUUUUUCAUUUGCUUGGACAUCACGGUUUUGAAAUAGUGAUCUCGGAUCCAUGAAGUCUUUUUAUAAUGACAUUAUUUUAUCUUUUCGUCAUGGAUUUCUUGAGACAAUCGACUCGUCGCGUCAGCGUGGCUUCAGUUCCUCUCGUCAGUUCAGUGACGGUAAAGAACAUUUCACAGACGAUCAAUUAAAACAGAAAAUAAGAAGAAUCAUGGUCAGUCACUUUAUUUUUACGGGUUUUGUUAUGAAGGUUUGACAAAAAUAUAUAAUUUGGCACUAAUUAUUCAGACAAGACACAAAGCUCUAAUUUCCAUUUAAACCUAAGUAGAUAAUAUAUUCACCUUUGCUCUGUCAGCUGAUCACUCCCAGAUCUGCCUCAGGCCGCACCCUGAGCUGGUCACGUGGUCAACGUCACUGAAAUGACGACACGAGCAACUGAAGCUUUGGGGUCAAAUCCUGUGUCACACAAAGACUGAAGCUGGUCUGUUCCCUGCUUCAGUGAAAUGCCUCAGCUGGUACUGCUGCAGUCAAUGGCUUCCUCAAAGAAAAUGGCCUCUGAAUUUAAGCUAUUAACAUGAAAUACCUCUGAAUGUACAAACAGCUGUCAUGUUAUCUGUGUAGACUGAUAUUUGGAAACCAGACGCCAAAGUCUCAUCAAGUUCAACACCUUUAAUCCAGACUGAGUUUCUAUGUCCUGCUGUUACAUGUUAUUUUAAUCACGCUUCACCUUAGAUGCAACAACAUGAAAUUGUGGAAUUGUCCUUUAACCGUCCCACAGUGAAUAAAUGUCUCUGUCUGUCCGUCCAGGCGUUCUAAAUGAACCAAACACUGAAGCUUCAGCGACAUUUACCGAAGCUGAGGCCAAAAAUGAUUAAUCGAUUAUCUGAUCGAUUUUCUCUCAUUUGACUUGUUGUCAAAUUUGGCUGCAGCUCUGACACAGUCUGUAAACAGAACGGAACCUUUUUUUUUUUUUUGUAAGGGGCCUUUUGAUGAACAUGUGCAGAGGUGGAUUCAUUGUUCAGGUUUCUUUGUAUAAAGUCUUUCAGUCUGUCAGUUUGCCUCCUGUUAUCGACUUUAUGUUCAACCACAAAGCUCUCGACCGGGUUUUUAUCGAAGCACUUAACCAGAUCAUUUAAACCAAACCAGAAAAGAUCAGAGAUGAUGAACUCCUUCCCGUCCAUGGUGCCUUUAGAAGGUGUUUGGUGUUUGAAGGUACUCCAGCCCGCGGUCACCUCUUUUUAUACAUGACUGUACACGUCUGUACAUGAGCUCAUGCAAAGCCUGCUGCUGUGUCAGCUUCAGUUCACUUCCUGUCUGUGGUACCUCGCGUGUUCAUGUCAGAACCGCGGACCUGGAUUUUCCCUGUGAAAACGAGGAUGACGAGACUGAAAGAAUCCCUGCUCGUAAGGACUGCAGAGCACCCUGAGACUGUCCACUGUCCCGUCCUUGACCUCUGAACUCUGGACUCUCUGCAGUGGUUUUCUAAAGACUGAGAGGUCGAGGAGGGGUUUGGGGAGUCUGAAGAGCUCGCCGACAUUCACCAUGGAUGUUUAAAUCAGGACUGAUCUGCUGUGCUGUGUCUCUGUGCUGUCAGAUAACCUCUGUCCUUCAUGUUUCCUUUGUGUAAUGGAUGCACAGAUACUCGGACGCUCCGACCAGCCUCAGAGGAUAAUUCCACUUUUUUGCCACGGGUCAUUUUUUGUUGUUUUCUCAGUCACUGAAAUCUGUCGGCUGUAAACAUCAACAGUUUACAGACCGACGUCAGGCUUUGACUCUGACCUGCUCGGACCUGUCGACUCGAUACUCGGACUUGAGUCGGACUCCAGAGGGAGGACUUGACUGUGUACUGUGCAUGUGACUCGAGACGUGAAGGCGACAAGCUGAGGAGAUAAUCUGGUUCUGGACCUCUGCAUCACUGAACUCUGACCUGUGUGUCGCUGUGUCGGCAGAUUCCCACAUUCAGUCGCCUUCUUCUGUAGUGAACGAGCUGCGUUCUUAAGAAUAAAAACAGAAAAACGUUGUGUGUACGAGAAUGAUACUGACCCAAAUAUUAACAAACCAGAAUUAUCCUUUAAGGCUGAAACUGUUUAAAUGGGCAGAAAUUUAAAUACAAACAAAUGUAUUUUUCCUUUGUGUCUAAAACGUGGCUGAUGUUUUGUUUUUCAAAAACACAGAAUGAUCGUAAAUCUCUGUCAGGUUUAUUCUCCACGAUCAUUUAAAUCUGUCUUUGUCUGAAAUUCUUCAAACUGAUUGUGUGUGUGUGUGUGUGUGUGUGUGUGUGUGUGUGUGUGUAGGUUUAAGGGACCGUUGUUGGUCAGCCUCAGUCAUGUUCUCGUAUUUGUGUUAAAUUGUUGUUGGUCUGCCUGAAUCAUUUUCCUUUCACUCCGUUCUUCCUGUCUGACCUUGUGUUCACGUCAGCUGAUUUGUAAAGCGUUUAGCUAGCUCCUCGAAAUUACGUUUACAUACAUGACAGCAAUUAUGUUUGUCACCAACAACGUAACUUAGAAAACAGGAGACAGGGUCGCUUCAUGAGACGCGACCCAAACAGACUGAGCCCGAUCAGAAUGGCCAGGGUUUAAAUGACGCAUGAACAGAGGAGAAUACCAGAGGAAAAACUGCUAACGCUCUGCUGAACCUGUUUUUGUGUGAAAUGUUUUUCUUCUCGUGCUUGUUGAAGGAUUCGGGGGCUGCAGUUCAGAGUGUGACCAGGUUUGUUUAGCUGCAUUAGAACAUUCAUUAAUCCUAAGAGCCUUACACUGAGGAAACAGCCUCUGUUAAUAAACAGCCUGCCGUCAUCCAUUUACACUCCACUCAAUUCAGAGUGUGAACUACCCCCGUCACCUUCAUGACGUUCAGAUUGGCUGUGAAAGCACCUUUCAAGGAAACAUCCAUUCUGAAGCUCUGCAAUGCUUUUACAAAAAUAUUCACAUCACCGUGAGAUGUUUGUGCUGCAGCUACGGAAGAGACUGACAGCGACUGUCAGCAUGCUAACAUGCUAACCGGGCAGAACAAAGGCACAAACAGCAGCAGAGACAACCACAAACUAAAUCACCAAACACACGUCAAGUUUAAAAGUUUAUGUGGGGAGUUCAGAUGUAGGUGUUUGUUUGACAUUGGUGCUCUUUUCAUUCUGGUAUUCAGGGCCAUGCCUCAGGAGAGGAGCAGGGGCGGCUGAAGGAGGUUCACUCUGUGCAGGUCGACGUGUUGUUGAGGAACACAAAUCAAAAGAAAAUGUCUCUUUGAUUCUCGUACUCGAGACGCAUCAUCAGCCUGAAAUUUACUCCUGAUUGGCAGUUAGAUCAGAUGGGACUGAACCUGUCUGUCCUCACAUUGUGCAGACACCUUCAGUUUUACUUCUCAGUGGUAGAAAAUCGUCGGCAUUGUGAUGGAGGACAGAGUGUGCUCGGUUUGCCACAGGAUUUUAUAAAACACUGCGUCCUGUAUAUUAUUCUCCUCAGGUUCUUUGGAUCUGAAUGUUGUUUUUUCUCUUAAAUUCUCUGUCACUGCUCUGCAGCGUUUAGCUCUGUUCGUCCUCAGAGCACUGAGGACCAAACCGCAUGGCUCAGAGUCUUUUGUCCAGUUUGACUGAGACAGAUCUUCUUACUGAGAUGCUGAGAAACACAGACCAGGUGUCAGUGAUCGACAGACAGGCAGCCUCGGCCAGCAGGCACCUAACCUCAUGAUUCAUACGUGUGAUUUAGCCUCUGUAACGUUCACACUGCAGCAGAUAACACACUGAUCUCUGCCAAACAGUGCAACUAGUUCAAAUAUGAACAUCGUGUCCUCUGGAAAUAAUGGCUGUGGAUCGUUUUUAGUUGAGCUGCAGCGGCGGAACAAGGAGCCCUGCUGGGUUUCACUUUGCCAUCUGAUCAGGGACUCACCAGGUGAAUGAAAUGAACUGUAAUUAGCUGAUGGGACAGGGAAGACAGCAAGACUCUGGGUCCCUCUGCAUUAACCAUGAGCCACUAUAGACGUGUGAAAGUGUGAAUUCAUUUAUAAAAAAGAAGGAAAAGAGUCAUUUGAUUGCAGUGUGAUUUCAGUCUGACUGAAGCGAAGAGCUCAUCUGUGCUUUCGUGUCUGUAAAAGGCACCUGCUGCUUUCAUGAACAGGCUUUUCUUCAGUUUAAUCCCUCUCUCUGUUCUCCUCCCUGAUCUGUUCCUCGUCUGCCUCCUGUAGACUCUCCCUGAUCUACCCAUUGAACAGUCUGUUGUUUUCAUCCUGAUCGACUUUUUUUUUUUUUUUUUUUUUUUUCCAUCUUUUCCAAACAACAAAAAAUGUCAUGGUUAAUGUCAGUGCAACAGGCUACGCCAACGCUGGAAAGCUGUGUAAAUUUAGAGCCAAAAUUAUUAAAGGCUUUUAACACUG
Molecule: messenger RNA, 6782 nt
Organism: Toxotes jaculatrix (banded archerfish)
Lineage: Eukaryota; Metazoa; Chordata; Actinopteri; Toxotidae
Gene: grk6
Product: G protein-coupled receptor kinase 6
Exons: 16
Coding region: 165-1892 (575 amino acids)
Biological process (GO): signal transduction; protein phosphorylation; regulation of signal transduction
Cellular component (GO): plasma membrane; cytoplasm
Molecular function (GO): ATP binding; G protein-coupled receptor kinase activity
Source: RefSeq, a predicted model, not a curated record